Messenger RNA from Kwoniella botswanensis, 2127 nucleotides. RefSeq lists its product as uncharacterized. The record is from RefSeq and is a predicted model, not a curated record. The transcript is spliced from 3 exons. NCBI's taxonomy places the organism in Eukaryota, Fungi, Basidiomycota, Tremellomycetes, Tremellales, Cryptococcaceae. Bases 1 to 2127 code for a protein of 708 amino acids.
AUGCCGACCUUCCAUCCUCCUCUCGCACAUACCUCUCACGUACCUAUACCUCAGACUGCCUCUCACGCAUACGUGCAACUCAAUUUCUUCGCUACUUUUACUGAUGGUGAAGAUGAAUCCGGUUCAUGGGAAUUAUGGACUGAUCUUCCCAGACUUGACGAUCAAGGGAACCCAACUUCUCAGCCUGGGGAAUGGAGAGCCGCUCAAUUUCAACCGUACAUCCCUCCUUCUCCACAAGAUACCAAACAAAAGCACAAGCAUCAACAAACAAAUGGCGAUGCAACCGCUUCGCCCCUCUACCUGAAAGCUUCGGCAGGAUACCCUUCUCCGACGACUCCUGGUCAGAAGACAUUCUACCUCUCCAUUGUCUUACCUGCUCUUCCGGAUCAACAGUACUCGUACACCUACCGACAUAUCACUUCAUCCGGUGAGACUCAGUGGCUUGGAGGAAUGGGAGGUAAUGGUUCCAUCAAGUUGAACGGAGACGACGUCGAACCUAAGAUUGAAGGUCCAAAAGUAGGCUCAUGGUCAGAGAACCUGGAUGGAGUCAAGGAAUCGGGGUGGUACGGUAUCGCUAUCGAGCUUCAGAAGUCAAAUGGGAAACUGAAGCCCAUUGUUCACACUAUACCCUCUAAAGCGCAAGUGACAGCUCACCUUGCCCUCCUCACGGCUCAACAACCAUUACACUCAUCUACUCUCUCAACUCUCACAACUUCACCCACAGCCACCUUUCCAUCGGCUACCUUACGACACCUGUCCAUCCUCUCACCCUCAUCACCACUCGAUAUUUCCCCUUCGUCCAUUCCUUCCGCUCCCGCUGACUCCUUCUACGGCCUGACAACCGGGUCGACUGCCGUCGAAGCUCUGAGAGCAGCAUUCAAAGCUGCCAAAGCCAAGGAGAAUAUCUUCCAUCUCGCAGAGGUGUCAGCAGAUCAUGAAGACGUCUCUGCAAUCUUCAUAUCAAGCGGUCAACAAGAACCCCAACAGGCAUAUUUGAUCAUUCACGCCCCAUCUCGCGCAUAUCCUGUCGAUAUCGCUGUUACUCUUCCUCAAGACAUUCUUGACCCUGUUCCCAUUGCUUUAUUCACCAACUCUAAAGGCCCAGUCUCCUACUUGUCAAAUCUCGAAUCGAAAUCAGGUAAUCGGAAAAUUCGCCUAACACUCGAGAAAGGAGCAAUCGCAGAGGUCAUACAAUUAGCCGAAUUUACAGAACUGAGAGGAUCAGGAGGUGAUGAUCCCAUAUGGAUCUGUGCUCCAGAUGCCAUCAACGUUGAAUUCGGUGAAGAAGAGAUAUCACAACCUGAAUUUACGGCCAAAUCAGCUCCUGUCUCAGCUUAUAACGAAGUCACUCCGGUAAAAAUUCGCGAUGAGGAGGAAGAGGUGAUGUCGAAACCAUCACAAACGCAGACUACCGAUAGCCAAUCAGCAACUACCUCAGAAGAAGAAGAGAACUCUGUACCGGUACAACCGCAUCCUGGACCUGCCGAGCCUACUCACGGAUGGUGGCUACUCCGAUUCAUUGGACGAUUUUUCGUUGAUAUCUGGGAACUGUUAUUAUCGCCUUUCAGAUCGAGCCCUGCCAUCACUGAUGGUACUUCACAAGCUGAACAAAGGGAAGGAGAGCAAGAAGAGAACGAUCCGGAUGUUCCAGCGAAUGAGAGGACUCCUCUUCUUGGCUCUCAAAGCAUGUCAAGAGAGACAUCCUCAUCCUCAACUGCAUUCGAUCCUUUAGCUACUCCUACAUCAAUCACCACCGUCAAAGAGGAAUUGAAGCCUAAGUAUCCAACUGAUGGAUCAAUCACCCCAGUAGGGCACAAUUCCUCACCGAAUGUAGAUAACAUUAUCGUCGCCGAUGAAUUUCCGAUGAUCAACUCCAUUCGAAUUAGAUCAUAUGCUCAAAUGACUUUCAAUCACUUACCACCUUUCAAGUUCCUCUUACCUCCCAAUUCAAUUGAUAUCACUUCAAAACUCAAAUUCACCGUGAGGGAAAAAGCUGCUCAACGAUGGGAAGAGGUAGAACCAAGUUUUGAGGACCCAAAAAAUCAUACUCAAUGUCAAGAGGUGAUUGUGGAAGGGAAGAAUGGAACGGGUGGGACGGAUUGGGAAGUCCAGGUGGAAAGGAUUUGA